CUCCCUCUCUCGCAAACGCGCACGCGACACGAGUGCACGCGGAGCGGAGCAAUACAAAAAGUCGCCUACCACCACCAGCGCCAGCCGAGCAGGCCAGCGGCAGCAGGUGGAGUGGAGGGUGGUGGUGCCUUCGGUUCCCCUCCCCUCUCUUUUGCCUACCCUCUCCUCUCUCUCGGCUUUUGGCCUGCUGCGGGGGUGGGGGUGGUGGUGGUGGUGGUGUCUCUCUCUAGUCUCGGUCUGUGCGUCCAGAUCCGGGCGGGGAUGGCGGCGGCGUGGGUGUGGCUGGCCGUGGCGGCGCUGGCGGUGGCGGUGGCGGCGGCUAACUCCGAGGGGGACGCGCUGUCGGCGCUGCGGCGGAGCCUCAGGGACCCCGGCGGCGUGCUGCAGAGCUGGGACCCCACCCUCGUCAACCCCUGCACCUGGUUCCACGUCACCUGCGACCGCGACAACCGCGUCACGCGCCUAGAUCUUGGUAAUUUGAACUUAUCUGGUCAUCUGGUGCCUGAGCUUGGAAAGCUGGAUCAUCUGCAAUAUCUGGAGCUUUACAAAAACAAUAUUCAAGGAACAAUCCCAUCAGAGCUUGGUAGUUUGAAGAAUCUUAUAAGCUUGGACUUAUACAAGAACAACAUUUCAGGGACUAUUCCUCCAACCCUUGGAAAAUUAAAGUCCCUAGUAUUCUUGCGGCUCAACGGCAAUCGCUUGACUGGGCCAAUUCCAAGGGAACUGGCUGGAAUAUCUAGUCUUAAAGUUGUUGAUGUUUCAAGCAACGAUCUGUGUGGAACAAUUCCCACAUCAGGACCAUUUGAGCACAUUCCUCUGAGCAACUUUGAGAAGAACCCACGCUUGGAAGGUCCAGAACUACAGGGCCUGGCUGUAUAUGACACCAACUGCCAAGAAAAUUGUAUGUUGUGGCAGAAUGCUUUGUCUGUGAAAGUAAACAUUGAACUGCAAUCUCGCCGGGAGAGAGAGAGAGAGAGAGAGAGAGAGAGAGAGAGAGAGGCUCAAUAUCCAGGCAUGCUCCCGCUGCGGCGCUUGGCGUGGGCCUGCCGCCGGCGAGGCCUCGCCGGGAUCGCCUCUGCAGCGCCCAGGGAGGCGGCGGACGCGGUGGUGGUGGGCGCCGGCGUGGUCGGCCUCGCGGUGGCACGCGCGCUGGCCAUGGCCGGCCGCGAGGUGGUGGUGGUCGAGGCGGCCUCCAGCUUCGGCACCGGCACCAGCUCCCGCAACAGCGAGGUCAUCCACGCCGGCAUCUACUACCCUCCCGGCAGCCUAAAGGCUAGUCUUUGUGUAAGAGGAAGGGAAAUGCUCUACAAGUACUGUGCAGAACGAGAAAUUCCCCAUAAACAGCUCGGUAAACUCAUCGUUGCUACUGGUGUUGCAGAGACUGCAAAAUUGGACAUGAUCCUGAAGAAUGCUAAACAAAAUGGGGUGGAUGAUCUUCAGAUGAUGGAGGGUUCCCAAGCUAUGGAGAUGGAACCAGAACUUCAAUGCCUUAAAGCUUUACUAUCACCUCGUACUGGGAUAGUUGACUCUCAUUCACUCAUGCUCUCCCUUUUGGCUGAUGCCGAGAACUUAGGAACAACCAUAUCAUACAACACAACAGUUACGAAUGGAUAUGUUGGAGCUGAAGGCCUCGAGGUUCAUACUUGUGAAAGCCAAGAACUGGAGAAUCAUUCUUUAGGCUCUCCUGUCUCCCCACAACUUAUUUUGCUUCCUAAACUUCUGAUAAACUCAGCAGGUUUGAGUGCAGUUCCACUUGCCAAAAGAUUUCAUGGCCUUAACCAAGUAUGUGUGCCCCAUGCUUAUUAUGCCCGUGGAUGUUACUUCACUCUUUCUCAAACCAGGAGCCCUUUCAGUCACUUAAUAUACCCUCUACCAGAGGAUGGUGGAAUAGGGGUGCAUGUCACGCUAGAUUUGAAUGGCCUUGUUAGAUUUGGCCCAGAUGUUGAAUGGAUAGAUAGCGGGAAGGAUGUCAUGUCGUGCUUCCUUAAUAGGUUUGAUUACAUGGUCAACCCUACCCGAUGUUCUAAGUUUUAUCCCGUGAUAAGGAAGUAUUUUCCGAAUCUCAAGGAUGGUUCUUUGGAACCUGGUUAUUCUGGGAUACGACCAAAGCUCUCUGGCCCAGGACAGCCUCCUUCAGAUUUUGUUAUUCAGGGAGAGGAUAUCCAUGGAAUUCCUGGGCUGGUUAACUUGUUUGGAAUAGAAUCACCUGGUCUGACCUCAAGCUUGGCAAUUGCAGAAUACAUUGUUUCAAGGUAUUUAAGAUGAGCCCCCGGAAUCAACACUUCAUUCUCGAAUAUUCUCAGCUUUAUGCACUGAGGCAACCGGCAGGAUAAAGUGAUGAACAUCGCCUGUGAAUCACAUUCCUUGUGUAUUGUGAUCCUGAUCCUUGUUUGUACUUUGCCCCAACAAUGUGAUAAUGAUUUUUGUUUGCGCUUUACACCAACAAAACACCUUUCGGCUACUUGAUAGGCUUGCAAGGCGAUUCUUGUAUUUCUUUGUUUUCUAUUGUUUUGAGCAACUUGCAAGCAGUUCUGCAAGGGCUUUUUUUCUGCAGCUUAAGCUGAGAUCUGAACUUAAUGGUUGCAAUUACAAAUUAAUGCAUAGAGAGGCCGAGUAUAACCUCUUUUUUGGGGGGAGAAUAUAUCAUGUUUCUUU
Molecule: messenger RNA, 2655 nt
Organism: Oryza brachyantha (malo sina)
Lineage: Eukaryota; Viridiplantae; Streptophyta; Magnoliopsida; Poales; Poaceae
Product: L-2-hydroxyglutarate dehydrogenase, mitochondrial
Exons: 12
Coding region: 262-2265 (667 amino acids)
Cellular component (GO): mitochondrion
Molecular function (GO): protein binding; (S)-2-hydroxyglutarate dehydrogenase activity; (S)-2-hydroxy-acid oxidase activity
Source: RefSeq, a predicted model, not a curated record